Messenger RNA from Glycine soja, 5904 nucleotides. Its product is annotated as sister chromatid cohesion protein SCC2-like. The record is from RefSeq and is a predicted model, not a curated record. Bases 213 to 5633 code for a protein of 1806 amino acids. The transcript has 28 exons. NCBI's taxonomy places the organism in Eukaryota, Viridiplantae, Streptophyta, Magnoliopsida, Fabales, Fabaceae. Gene Ontology annotation, biological process: establishment of mitotic sister chromatid cohesion; establishment of protein localization to chromatin; regulation of gene expression. Gene Ontology annotation, molecular function: chromatin binding. Gene Ontology annotation, cellular component: Scc2-Scc4 cohesin loading complex.
AAAUCCACUUUGAAGUCCCCUUCUCUAGAUAAUCAUUCCCAACACAAUUUCUCUUUUCCCCGCCAUUCACUUGGCAAUUUCUCUUCCAAAUCUGUCCCUCUAGGGCUCCCACUCCGUUCCUCUUUCUCCCAAAUUUCUUCCGCCAAAACCCUAAUUCGCCCUCAGAUUUCACCGUUUCUUCGCGCUUUCAUGCCCUUCCCGUGACCAAAUCCAUGAGUUUCCCUGCCACCUCCGGCGCCGCCGCGCUGGCGUCUUCCGGCCACCGCGGUAUCGGUCUCUCCAACACCGUCCACUCCGAGCUCGCCUCGUGCCUCCCGCUGCCGUCCCUCCCGGUCUUCUGCGGCGCCUCCGAUCAGGACCUCCGCCUCGUCGACUCGCCGGCGCGCCUCAACCGCGUCGACGUACUCGCGCAGUCCGCCAAGAUCGCCGAGCUGCUCCGCCACACCGAUGUGUCAUACUUGAAUUUAAGAGAUGAAGCCAAAGGUGUUCCCUAUAUAUAUGUUGAGCCUUUAGAACUCCAUGAUGAAGUUCUCAGGUGCAAUCCUGAAGCAUUUGAAUACAGCACUGCAGGUCAUGUCAAGGAGCAGAUCUCUGGUAGUGCCGCAGUACCUGAAAAAAGGCAAUCAGAAUCAAGUUUUCCUAUCCAAAGUCAGACUCAAAAAGACUAUAAUGCAAUACAUAGUCGCCAGCUUGAUAAUUUUUCCACAAAUGAUAUCUCUUCGUUGUCUUCUAAAAAAUUAAAAGUAAAAAAGAAAGGUGGUGAUGGAAUAUCCUUAGCACCUGAUUCUGCUGAGCUUCAAGGUACCUACAUUGAAAGGUUUCGUGAGUUUUUGGAGGACUUGUGCAACAAUGCUGAAUUUCAUAGUGAUGAUCGAGAUGAAGCAGAAUGGUUGCCAUUGCCUCUUACAGAUCUUAGAUUACUUGUCAAUGAGAUAACAUCUAUUCGUGAAAAGAAACUUCUGCAUUUGGUUCCUGUAGAAGUCCUUGUUAGACUAUUAAAGGUUCUAGAUCAUCAGAUACAUAGAGCAGAAGGCCUGUCAAUUGAGGAAUGCGAUAAUUCAGAUUCAGAAUUAGUUUCAUCUGUUUUAAUUGCAUUGGAGUCCAUUCAUGCUGCACUAGCAGUGAUGGCUCACACUGAUAUGCCAAAGCAACUCUAUAACGAAGAGAUCAUUGAGCGAAUUCUGGAGUUUUCCAGGCGUCAAAUAAUGGAUGUUAUGUGUGCAUGUGAUCCAUCAUACCGUGCGUUACAUAGACCUAGUGAGAACACUGCAUUUGAAGUUGAUGAUUAUGAAGAUAAUGAUGCUGAAUUUGGUUCAGCCAGCAAGAAACGGCGAACUAGCAAGACUUCGAAGUUGAAGAAAUCAGCAUCAAGCAGGCUCUCUACUGCUGUAAAUACUAUUCUUCAGAAGUUGUGCACUGUUCUUGGGCUACUCAAAGAUUUGUUGUUAAUAGAGAGGUUAUCAGAUAGUUGCAUACUACAACUUGUAAAAACAAGCAUUACAACAUUUUUGGUUGAUAAUAUCCAGCUUUUGCAAUUGAAGGCAAUCAGUUUACUCAGUGCGAUAUUCUAUUUAUACACACAACAUCGCAAUUAUGUGAUAGAUGAAGUGGUUCAACUUCUGUGGAAAUUACCAUAUUCAAAACGAGCUUUAAGAUCUUAUCACGUACGCGAGGAAGAGCAAAGGCAGAUCCAAAUGGUUACUGCUUUGCUGAUUCAGUUGAUUCAUUGUAGUGCUAACCUCCCUGAUGCUUUAAGAAUGGCUUCAAAUGGUAAUGCUGUAUUAGAAGCCUCUGUUGAUGUUAGUUAUCCAAUUAAAUGCCAUGAGGCAGCGACAGAAUCCUGCUGUCUGUUUUGGAGCCGGGUACUUCAGCGGUUUGCAAGUGUGAAGACUCAUGAUGCUUCUGAGCUGAAAUCCAUUAUAGAGAAUCUUGUUACAGAUUUACUGACAACUCUAAAUUUACCUGAAUAUCCUGCUUCAGCUCCUAUUCUAGAGGUUCUAUGUGUCCUACUACUUCAGAAUGCCGGGCCAAAAUCUAAGGAUGUCUCUGCACGUUCCCUGGCGAUUGAUAUUCUUGGUACAAUUGCUGCAAGGUUGAAGCGUGAUGCUUUGGUUUGUAGCCAGGAAAAUUUCUGGAUACUUCAGGAUUUACUUAGUCAGGAUGCUGCUGCUCAGCAUCAUCCAAAAGAUACAUGUUGUGUCUGUUUGGGAGGAAGGGUAGAAAAUUUGUUCAUAUGUCAUGGUUGCCAGAGGCUUUUUCAUGCUGAUUGCCUGGGCAUUAAAGAACAUGAAGUUUCCAGUCGAAAAUGGUCUUGCCAGACAUGCAUCUGUCAUAAGCAACUACUUGUAUUACAAUCAUGUUGCAAUUCCCAGCAAAAGAAUGAUGUGAAAAAGAAUCAUGAUACAGAUUCUGAAGUUUCUAAGCAAGAGAUUGUUCAACAGUUACUUCUGAAUUACCUUCAAGACGUUACUUCAGCUGAUGAUCUGCAUCUUUUCAUCUGCUGGUUUUAUCUCUGCUUGUGGUACAAAGAUGAUUCAAAUUGUCAGCAGAAGUCCAGUUACUACCUUGCUAGAAUGAAAUCAAAAAUCAUUGUACGGGAUUCUAGUACUGUGUCUUCUAUAUUGACUAGGGAUUCAGUCAAGAAGAUUACUUCAGCUUUGGGCCAAAACAGUUCAUUUUGCCGAGGGUUUGAUAAGAUUCUUCACACGCUUCUGGCAAGCUUGAGGGAGAACUCUCCUGUUAUUAGGGCUAAGGCUUUAAAAGCAGUUAGUAUCAUUGUAGAGGCAGAUCCAGAGGUAUUGGGUGAUAAGCGAGUACAAUCAGCUGUUGAAGGAAGGUUUUGUGAUUCUGCAAUAUCUGUUCGAGAAGCAGCAUUGGAACUUGUUGGUAGGCAUAUAGCUUCACAUCCAGGUGUGGGUUUUAAGUAUUUUGAGAAGAUUGCUGAGAGAAUCAAAGAUACUGGAGUAAGUGUUCGGAAACGAGCUAUAAAAAUCAUUCGAGAUAUGUGCACUUCAAAUGCCAACUUCUCUGGAUUUACAAGAGCUUGCACAGAGAUAAUUUCACGUGUUAGUGAUGAUGAAGCAAGCAUCCAGGACCUUGUUUGCAAAACAUUUAGUGAGUUUUGGUUUGAGGAGCCUCCUGCAUCACAAACUCAGGUCUUUGGGGAUGGUAGUACUGUUCCACUUGACAUAGUUAAGAAAACAGAGCAAAUUGUUGAAAUGUUGAGAGGAAUGCCCAAUAAUCAACUUCUUGUAACUGUAAUAAAGCGCAAUUUGUCACUUGAUUUUUUGCCGCAAUCUGCAAAAGCCGUUGGGGUAAACCCAGUGUCCCUUGCAAUAGUGCGUAAGCGUUGUGAGUUGAUGUGCAAAUGCUUGCUGGAGAAGAUGUUGCAGGUUGACGAAAUGAACAAUGAUGGAGUGGAAGUGGGUGCACUUCCAUAUGUGUUAGUCUUGCAUGCAUUUUGUCUUGUGGACCCAACUCUCUGUGCACCUGCUUCAAACCCUUCCCAAUUUGUUGUUACAUUGCAGCCAUAUCUGAAGAGUCAGGUUGACAACCGCACGGUUGCACAGCUACUUGAGAGUAUACUAUUCAUAAUUGAUGCUGUGCUUCCCAUGCUUGGGAAGUUGCCUCCGAGUAUUGUUGGGGAACUUGAGCAAGAUUUGAAACAGAUGAUUGUCCGGCAUUCUUUCUUGACAGUUGUCCAUGCCUGUAUCAAAUGCCUCUGCUCUGUGAGUAAGAUGUCUGGAAAAGGGGCUGCUGUAGUUGAACAACUUAUUCAGUUUUUCUUCAAAUGUUUGGAUACUCAGGCAGUUGAUAACAAGCAGAAAGUUGGACGAUCUCUCUUCUGUCUUGGGUUGCUAAUCCGUUAUGGCAAUAGAUUGUUAGCAAGCUCCAGUAAUAAACUCAUUGAUGUUGGAAGCAGUGUCAAAUUGUUUAUGAAGUAUCUCUGUGUGGAGGAUUUUGUUGUCAAGGUUAGAUCAUUGCAGGCACUAGGGUUUGUACUAAUUGCUAGGCCUGAAUAUAUGCUGGAAAAUGAUGUUGGAAAAGUACUGGAGGAAACAUUAUCCUCUGCAUCUGAUACUCGCCUUAAGAUUCAAGGAUUGCAAAACAUGUUCGAGUAUCUUCUAGAUGCUGAAAGUCAAAUGGGAACGGAUAAAGAUAAUGAAAAUGUUGCUGGUUACUCAGUUGGAGCCGGGAAGAGUGUACCUGUUGCUGCUGGUGCUGGGGAUACUAACAUAUGUGGGGGUAUAGUUCAGUUGUAUUGGGAUAAUAUUUUGGGCAGAUGUUUGGAUUUCAGUGAACAUGUUCGUCAAUCAGCCCUGAAGAUUGUUGAAGUUGUGCUGCGCCAAGGUCUUGUUCAUCCAAUCACCUGUGUUCCAUACCUUAUAGCCCUUGAAACGGAUCCUUUGGAGUCAAAUUCAAAGUUGGCUCAUCAUCUUCUGAUGAAUAUGAAUGAAAAGUACCCUGCAUUUUUUGAAAGCCGCUUGGGUGAUGGACUUCAAAUGUCAUUUAUGUUUAUGCAAUCUAUUUGUGGCAGUUCUGAAAAUGUUGAUCAUAAGAUUCAAUCUAAGACCUCUACUUCUGGAAAAGGGAAGCCCGAGGCUGGCUCCCUUGCUCAAGCUAAACUUGGGGUUUCUCGAAUUUACAAGCUCAUCCGAGGGAACCGGGUGUCAAGGAACAAAUUUUUGUCCUCGAUCGUGCGGAAAUUUGAUAAUCCAAGAUGGAAUAAAUUACUAAUAGCUUUCUUAAUAUACUGCACGGAAGUCCUAGCAUUGCUGCCAUUCAUUUCACCUGACGAGCCCCUUUAUUUAAUCUAUGCUAUCAAUCGAGUAGUUCAAGUAAGGGCUGGACCACUAGAAGCGAACUUUAAAGCCUGGACUUCAAGCAUUUCACGUCAUUGCACACCUCAUGGGAAUGGAAUGUAUCAACAGGGGACCGAUGAGCCUACUGUUGCAAGCCAAGUAAUGCCAUUGGAUUUGAAUGGAACAUUUCAGCAAAAUGUAGAUCUUCAGCCAAAUAUGAAUGACAUGAGAACCCUGGAUUUAAAUGGAUCAAAUCAUCAACUGACAGAUUAUCCUUUAUCGUAUAAUGGUAGCUCAGAAGCAAAUCUGCAUUCUGUGGGUUACACAGAUCCUUUUUCCUUCGCAAAAGAUGAUCUGGAGAAAGUUCAGGCCGACUGUUUAUCAGCAAUUGCAUUGCAGCUUCUUUUGAAGCUAAAGAGACACCUAAAAAUCAUGUAUAGUCUUGAUGAUGCCCGUUGUCAGGCUUAUUCUCCUACCGAACAACCGAAACCUGGAGAGGUUAUCUCCAGACAGAAUAUUGCUUUUAAUAUUGGUGAUUCACAGUUCAGUUUGCCUACAAGUCCGCAAGAAUUGAUACAAAGAUAUCAGGAAUUUAAACAUGCCUUGAGGGAAGACACUGUGGACUAUUCACAUUACACUGCAAAUAUAAAACGAAAGCGACCUACAACUACGCCAAGAAGAGUUCAAGUUCGGAAACCUGUAUACGUGGCAGGUGGGUACGACAACGGGGAUGAUGAUGAGGAUUAUACUGGCGGAAGUGCGACACGCAAGAUAAGUUUUAGUGGCCGCAGGAGUAGCCUUAAGAACUCAAGGCAAUAUGGAUUGAUGUAAAGUACAUGAUAGAUAGGCUAACUUGUACAUUAAAUAGGAAGGAAAAGAAAAAAAAUACAGAAUAGGAUGAGAACCAACUGAAUAGGGGUAAAGGAAACAGGAUGUAGGGAAGCAUGGGCCUGGAUGGAAUACUCCUUGCCUUCUUAGAUGACUAUGAUUUUUGUCUGUUUCCUUCUGUAAUUUGCAUUAUAAUAUAGUGGCUGCAUUCUUUUGUUGAUGAAAAUUUAUCUUAGCUAUCUAAAUGUCAAAUUUGAUUGUUUUCUUCUGCUUA